UGCUGCCGGGAUCGCGUCUCUGUCCAUGAGGGGGGGAGGGGGUGGCGCGCGCGCCAUUUCUAGUCGUUUUCAAAGCGCCUCGCGCUGAUUCUCACGGGCCCGGCCGCCGGCCCCAGCUCUGCCCCGCAGCAUAAUAAAAUGGCUAAUCAGGUGAAUGGUAAUGCGGUACAGUUAAAAGAAGAGGAAGAACCAAUGGAUACUUCCAGUGUAACUCACACAGAACACUACAAGACACUGAUAGAGGCAGGCCUCCCACAGAAGGUGGCAGAAAGACUUGAUGAAAUAUUUCAGACAGGAUUGGUAGCUUAUGUCGAUCUUGAUGAAAGAGCCAUUGAUGCUCUCAGGGAAUUUAAUGAAGAAGGAGCUCUGUCUGUACUACAGCAGUUCAAGGAAAGUGACUUAUCACAUGUUCAGAACAAAAGUGCAUUUUUAUGUGGAGUUAUGAAGACCUACAGGCAAAGGGAGAAACAGGGGAGCAAGGUGCAAGAGUCUACAAAGGGACCCGAUGAAGCAAAGAUCAAGGCCUUGCUUGAGAGGACUGGUUAUACCCUGGAUGUAACCACAGGACAGAGGAAGUAUGGUGGUCCUCCACCAGACAGUGUGUACUCUGGCAUGCAACCUGGAAUUGGAACAGAAGUCUUUGUAGGUAAAAUACCAAGAGAUUUAUAUGAGGAUGAGUUGGUGCCCCUUUUUGAAAAGGCUGGUCCCAUUUGGGAUCUACGUCUUAUGAUGGAUCCACUGUCUGGUCAGAACAGAGGGUAUGCAUUUAUCACCUUCUGUGGAAAGGAAGCUGCACAGGAAGCUGUUAAACUGUGUGACAGCUAUGAAAUUCGCCCUGGUAAACACCUUGGAGUGUGCAUUUCUGUGGCAAACAACAGGCUUUUUGUUGGAUCAAUUCCGAAGAAUAAGACUAAAGAAAACAUUCUGGAAGAAUUCAGUAAAGUCACAGGUUUAACAGAGGGUUUGGUGGACGUUAUUCUCUAUCAUCAACCCGAUGACAAAAAGAAGAAUCGGGGGUUCUGCUUCCUUGAGUACGAGGAUCACAAGUCAGCAGCACAAGCCAGACGCCGGCUGAUGAGUGGAAAAGUAAAAGUAUGGGGAAAUGUAGUUACAGUUGAAUGGGCUGACCCUGUGGAAGAACCAGAUCCAGAAGUCAUGGCUAAGGUGAAAGUUUUAUUUGUGAGAAACUUGGCUACUACAGUGACAGAAGAAAUAUUGGAAAAGUCGUUUUCUGAAUUCGGGAAACUUGAAAGAGUGAAGAAGUUGAAAGAUUAUGCAUUUGUUCAUUUUGAAGACAGAGGAGCAGCUGUUAAGGCCAUGGAUGAAAUGAAUGGCAAAGAAAUAGAAGGGGAAGAAAUUGAAAUAGUCUUAGCCAAGCCACCAGACAAGAAAAGGAAAGAGCGCCAAGCUGCUAGACAGGCCUCCAGAAGCACUGCGUAUGAAGAUUAUUACUAUCACCCUCCUCCUCGUAUGCCACCUCCAAUUAGAGGUCGGGGUCGUGGUGGGGGGAGAGGUGGAUAUGGCUACCCUCCAGAUUACUAUGGCUAUGAAGAUUACUAUGAUGAUUACUAUGGUUAUGAUUAUCACGACUAUCGUGGAGGCUAUGAAGAUCCCUACUACGGCUAUGAUGAUGGCUAUGCAGUAAGAGGAAGAGGAGGAGGAAGGGGAGGGCGAGGUGCUCCACCACCACCAAGGGGGCGGGGAGCACCACCUCCAAGAGGUAGAGCUGGCUAUUCACAAAGGGGGGCACCUUUGGGACCACCAAGAGGCUCUAGGGGUGGCAGAGGGGGUCCUGCACAACAGCAGAGAGGCCGUGGUUCCCGUGGAUCUCGGGGCAACCGUGGGGGCAAUGUAGGAGGCAAGAGAAAGGCAGAUGGGUACAACCAACCUGAUUCCAAGCGCCGUCAGACCAACAACCAACAGAACUGGGGUUCCCAGCCCAUCGCUCAACAGCCGCUUCAGCAAGGUGGUGACUAUUCUGGUAACUAUGGUUACAAUAAUGACAACCAGGAAUUUUAUCAGGAUACUUAUGGGCAACAGUGGAAAUAGACAAGUGAGGGCUUGAAAAUGAUACUGGCAAGAUACGAUUGGCUCUAGAUCUACAUCCUUCAAAAAAAAAUUGGCUUAUCUGUUUCAUCUUUAAGUAGCAAUUUGCUGCCAUUUGUAUUGGGCUGAAGAAAUCACUAUUGUGUAUAUACUCAAGUCUUUUUAUUUUUUCCUCUUUUCAUAAAUGCUCUUGGACAUUAUUGGGCUUGCAGAGUUCCCUUAUUCUGGGAGUUACAAUGCUUUUAUCCUUUCAGGCUUCAUUUUAGCUUCAAAACAAGCUGAGCACACUGUUAAAUCAUGAUUUUGCAGAACCUUUGGUUUUGGACAGCUUCAUUUUUUGGAUUUGGGAUAGAUUACCUAGCAAUAUGGAGUAUGCUGUAAAUAAAAAUACAAGCUAGUGCUUUGUCUUAGUAGUUUUAAGAAAUUAAAGCAAACAAAUUUAAGUUUUCUUGUAUUGAAAAUAACCUAUGAUUGUAUGUUUUGCAUUCCUAGAAGUAGGUCAACUGUGUUUUUAAAUUGUUAUAACUUCACACCUUUUUGAAAUCUGCCCUACAAAAUUUGUUUGGCUUAAACGUCAAAGCCGUGACAAUUUGUUCUUUGAUGUGAUUGUAUUUCCAAUUUCUUGUUCAUGUAAGAUUUCAAUAAAACUCAAAAAUCUAUUCAAAACAUUA
Messenger RNA from Kogia breviceps (pygmy sperm whale), 2717 nucleotides. The record is from RefSeq and is a predicted model, not a curated record. NCBI's taxonomy places the organism in Eukaryota, Metazoa, Chordata, Mammalia, Artiodactyla, Physeteridae.